CCUUUGCUAAUUGUAACGCCAUUUCAAAAACGUGAGCGUGGAUUUGUUCAUAUUUAAUAGAAGGUUGCAACGUCCGCUGAUUUAUCCAUCAACAUUCAUUCGCUUAUUAUUUGAAGUAGUGUCUAUUUUGUCUCUACUAACGAUAAUUUAAGUAGUAUUGUAUCACUUUACCAGCUACUUCUGAUAAUUUUCUUCAUAGUGGCCACUCGUUGAAAUUAUCACUUAUUCGAUGCUGCCUCCAACUCUCCCACUUUUGGCCUCUAGCGAGGUUCUCAAGCACUCGACUCCCAAGGAUGCAUAUGUUACCCUUUUCAACAGAAAGGUCUACAACAUCACUUCAUUUCUUGAUGAGCAUCCCGGUGGAGCCGACCUCCUUUACCCCUAUCUUGGGAAGGACGUGACCGCGAUCAUGGCUGACCGUGAUUCCCAUGAACAUUCCGAAAGUGCCUACGAAAUGCUUGAUGACGACAUGUUAGUUGGAUAUCUUGCCACUGCCGAAGAAGAACGUGAAUUGCUUGAAAACAAGAACAAGACUCCAGUUGAAGUUCGUUUAGCCAGUGAUGAUGCUCCAAUUGAUCUCUAUGAGUUCCACAAUGAACUUCCUCCUGAGGAAGCAAUGGCCAUCCAAACGGAUUAUGAGACUGAUAUCAAGAAGCAUAAGUUCCUCGACUUGAACAAACCUUUAUUGUUACAGGUUUUGUUUGGAGGUUUCACCAAAGAUUUCUACUUGGACCAAGUCCACAGACCAAGACAUUAUGGUAAGGGAUCUGCUCCACUUUUUGGUAACUUCUUAGAGCCGCUCUCUCUUACUCCAUGGUGGGUGGUCCCACUUGUUUGGCUUCCUCCAAACAUGUACUUCUUCUACUUGGGGUUUGUUAACCAACAUGCUCUUACUGCGUUGAGUUUAUGGGCCAUGGGUCUUUUCAUAUGGACUUUGGUUGAAUAUUGUCUCCAUCGUUUCCUUUUCCAUUUGGAUGGAUACUUGCCAAAUCAUUCAGUUGCGUUCACUUUACAUUUCUUACUUCAUGGUAUUCAUCAUUACUUACCUAUGGAUGGUUAUAGAUUAGUUUUACCACCAACCUUGUUUAUCAUCUUGGCAUACCCAUUCUAUAAGUUGGUCUUUGCUAUCUUCCCAUUUUACAUGGCCUGUUCAGGUUUUGCUGGUGGUACCCUUGGUUACAUCAUGUACGAUGUAACUCAUUACUUGUUGCACCACACCCGCUUACCUGCUUACUUGCAAGAAGUUAAAAGAGUACACUUGGAACAUCAUUACAAGAAUUACGAAAUGGGAUUCGGUGUUACCUCCCCAUUCUGGGAUGUUGUCUUUGGUACUGAAAUCACUGACACUUUCCAAAAACGUAAGUAGAUAUAUACUGGUUACCUAUUCCAGUUCCCCUAAUUGUUUAAAUAGUGAUAUGUAUAUAAAUUAUGAGAGCGCGUGAUUUGAUA
This is a messenger RNA of [Candida] anglica, 1449 nucleotides long. The record is from the annotation of a GenBank genome assembly. NCBI's taxonomy places the organism in Eukaryota, Fungi, Ascomycota, Pichiomycetes, Serinales, Debaryomycetaceae.